Messenger RNA from Pipistrellus nathusii (Nathusius's pipistrelle), 1524 nucleotides. Lineage: Eukaryota; Metazoa; Chordata; Mammalia; Chiroptera; Vespertilionidae. The record is from the annotation of a GenBank genome assembly.
AUGCCGACUGCAGAAGCUCCAGAAGAGAGGCUGAGGAAAUUUAAAUAUCGAGGCAGAGAUGCAUCUAUGAUGCGACAACAGCGGAUAGCAGUCAACGUGCAGCUCCGAAAGGCCAAGAAAGAGGAGCAGGUCUUGAAGAGAAGAAACAUCAAUUUCUGCUCUGACCCAGCUUCUGGAGAAGAGACCAAAGGGGUCAGGCUCACGCUGGAAGAAAUAAUCAGGGGUGUGAAUGCCUCAGAUCCCAUCGUGUGUUUCCAGGCCACCCAGGCAGCCAGGAAAAUGCUGUCCUGGGCCAAGAACCCUCCUCUAAAACAGUUUGUUGAUGCAGGGCUCAUUCCAAAGCUGGUGGAGUUACUGACGUCACCAUUUCAUCCCAGUUUGCAGUUUGAGGCAGCAUGGGCUCUGACCAACAUUGCUUCAGGGACUUCAGAGCAGACGCAAGCUGUUGUGGAAGGGGGUGCCGUCAAGCCCUUGGUUGAGCUCCUGUCUUCCUCCAACCUAACUGUGUGUGAACAGGCAGUGUGGGCCCUUGGUAAUAUAGCAGGUGAUGGCCCAGAAUUCAGAGACUCUGUUAUCUCAAAUAACGCCAUCCCACGUCUACUGGCCCUGAUUUCAUCAACCACACCAAUCACAUUUCUGCGGAACAUCACAUGGGCCCUGUCCAACCUGUGCCGAAACAAGGACCCGGACCCCAGCCAGGAAGCCGUGGACCAAAUGUUGCCCGUCCUCUCCCAGCUCCUGCAGCACCACGACAACGAGGUGCUCUCGGACACCUGCUGGGCUCUGUCCUACCUCACUGAGGGCUGCAGCGAGCACAUCGACCAGGUGGUGGACAUGGGGGUGCUGCCCAGGCUGGUUCAGCUCAUGGCCAGCUCGGAACUCAAUGUCUUGACCCCUUCCCUCCGCACCGUGGGGAACAUUGUCACGGGAACCGAUCACCAGACCCAACUGGCCAUUGACGCGGGAAUACUGAGGGUGCUGCCCCGGCUCCUGUUGUACCCCAAGUCCUCCAUCCAGAAGGAGGCAGCCUGGACCCUGAGCAAUGUGGCCGCAGGGCCGCAGCAACACAUCCAGGAGCUGAUUGACUGCAACGUCCUGCCUCCCAUGUUGGCGCUGCUGAAAAACGGAGAGUUUAAAGUCCAGAAAGAAGCUCUCUGGAUGGUGGCUAACUUGACAAACGGGGGCACCGUGGACCAGAUGAUCCACCUUGUUCAUUCUGGAGUCUUGGAGCCGCUGGUGAACCUGCUCACCGUCCCGGACACCAGAUUUGUUAUCAUCAUCCUUGAUGUCAUCUCUUUUCUCCUCCAGGCAGCAGAGACGCUUUCUAAGAAGGAAUACCUGUGUCUUCUGAUCGAGGAACCUGGUGGGGUUGACAGAAUCAAAACCUUGCAAUUUCAUGAGAACCAUCGUGUGUCCAUGACUGCUCUGAACAUCAUUGAGAGCUACUUCUCUGAGGAAGAAGAAGUUGGCCCAAUAUUACAAUCCUUGGACCAAGAUCAUGAAUGCAUAAAGCAUUUAAUAUAA